Paramecium tetraurelia is the source of this 2982-nucleotide messenger RNA. RefSeq lists its product as uncharacterized. The transcript is spliced from 6 exons. The record is from RefSeq and is a predicted model, not a curated record. Lineage: Eukaryota; Ciliophora; Oligohymenophorea; Peniculida; Parameciidae.
AUGCAAUUAAAGUGUGCAGAAUACUUAAAAGAAGCUGUAACUACAAAUAACGAAUAAGCGAGAUAUACCUAUAUGUCUAAAGCAUGCAAAUAAAUUGCAUAAUUAUUACCAUUUUAGUCCAUGUGGCAUCUACUUUUAAAGUAAGAUUAGUUGUUUUUUUAUAUGUUGAUGUUAUAAUCAAUGUUUGGAUAGAAUAUCAAGAUGCUAUUAGAGUUAAUUAUAGAAAGAUUUGCACCCAUCACUUAGUUCUAAAUUUAAUUUCUAAAUGCCUGCUCACAAAUAUUCUAACAGGACACCAAUUAUCUAUCAGAUGUAAUGAAGAGCCAUAUUUCAGGAAUUUACUAAGAGUGCAUAAUCUAACUUUAGUUCUUUAUAAAGCAAAUUCCAAAGAAUGAUUCGACUGAAGGUUAGUCAGUUGCAGAAUAAAUUACAUAAGCUUAUAAAGCAAUUUUGUCGAAUAUUCAUGAUUAAAAAGUUACUUUGGAACUCUACAAUAGUUUGUAAGGAAUUGUGAAUAAAUGGCCUUUAAUACAUGAAUUGAAUCCAUUGAUUUUUCAUGAAAUUGAGGAAAUAAUAGCGACAAGAACACCUAGGACAGUUGAAAUUCAAGUUAUUGAAGAGUAUCUCGAAUGCGAAUCUCCAACAAGAUCUAACUCUAUCCGAAAGGAAAAUUAGGUUGUAGUUGAAUUAUAGAGAUGGUUGAGUAAAGUAAACUACCCUAUACCUGUAAUUUCAAAAAAAAUCGCAAGCAGUGUAAUUAAUUCUUAAAAUAUGUUCAAACUGAAAGACAAUAUAGAAAUUAUGUUGUCUUUUAUUUAUUGCCCUUUAAAGUAUGAUCCUGCUAAUUGCUGGUCUAGAAUAGAAUUGAAUAGAACCAUCAACUUGAAAGAUAUUCCUAACCUUAAAGAUUGUUUAUCUCUAAACUCACCAGCUCAACUUUAUCACAUUCGUUCUAUAAGAUCGUUGCAAAGUUUAACAGAUGAUGAAAAUCAUUCAAUCAUAGCUAAAGUCAAUCCUGCAUAUCUAAAAAUAGCAUUUUCCUAUCUAUCUUAAUGCUUUAAUGAAGACUAACUAAAGUACUGUAACUUUAACCAUUUAACUCAAUUACUUACUUUCUAUUUAGAAAAAGAAUAGGAUAUUUCAGUGUACUUUACUCUAUAUUACAAUAUUCCCUAUGCAUUCUUGUAUUACAUUAAUUAUGAUCAGUCCUCUUCAUUUUUAAUCCAUUUAUUCACUUAGAUUAAUUUAUUGAUCCAUAUCCCAUCUGAACAUUAAUAAUCACUGUACAAUUAGGUGUGGGAGUAUUUUAAGGCUGCAGACUUAUUUACUGAAUUGAUUAAUAUAUUGGUGAAUCCAAGUUCUAAGAGUGAAUUAUUAUUAAAAUGUUCAUAAAACUUUAGGAACAAUAAGAUGUUGGAUGUUUUCACUAUUAAUCCAGAUUUUUAACUGAAAGAGAAAGUAUAUUAAUAGAAUGACAACAACAAUUUUAAUUAUAUCAUUGAGGAAAAAGCUCAUCUAAGAUGGGAUAUUGAUUAACUUAAGCAUUUUGUACACAAAAAAACAAUUAAAUAACUAUCUUUUUUUAACAAAUCAUCUAAUAAUAUCAUACCUUUAACAAUUGAAAAACCGGCUUCAAUGAUGGAUGUAAUAAGGUAGGCUAUUUAAAAUGCUGAAAUCAUUACUGAACCACACAAAAAGAGGUAAUCUCGGGAAGGAAGAGAAAGAUUAAUUGUUCUUAGAAGUGCAUCAGUUAUGUUCGAUUUAGAUGAAUAGGAUUAGGUGAAGGAUCCUUUUGUUCCUUAUGAUUAUAAUCCAAAUCCUCUAGAAUUAAGAGUAGAAACUAAGGAGAGCAACAAUAAGUAUGAUUAGAAAUCAUAAUCCUUUAUGAAAGAAAGUUCAAAGACUAUCUUCAAGAAACAUUCAAGAAAUAUGUCUUUUUAAUUGUAUCCUCUAUCCUUAAAGGAUGUGAUUUAAGGUAAAUGGGAUUAAGAAUAAUAAUCAGUUUAAUUUUAAAUUGAAAAUUUAAUAAAAGAAGAACCUUUUUGUUAUAAUUUAACCUAGUUUUUGUCAAUUUUAGUUUAACAUUUAAUUAUGGCUAAUCACAAAUUACUUUAAUCAAAAAACCAUACCAUUGAUAAAAGAGAUAUAUAUUUAGGAAUGAUUUUAUUAGAUUAGACUUCAUCUAUAUUUGACAAUUUGAUUAAAAUUUAUUUCUUUAAAAUCAAACUUAGUCCUUAUGUUAAAGAAAAUAGUGCCAUUUUAUGUGGAAAAUUGGUUAAUUUUCUUAUCAAGCAGAAACCAGAGUUUAUUAAUUUUCAAGAUAAUGGUUAAAUUUAUAUUGAUUAUUUGUGUAAAAUACUCAUAAACUCUUUAUCUUGGAAAAAUACUAAUGCUACCAAAAUAGACUUAGAUGUUAGUAAAAUUUUACUCUGUGAAACUCUAUGUUUAUUGAUAGAAACUGGAAUAGAAAGAGGGUAAUCCAAUUUAUUAAACAGAAUAACUGCGACAACAUGGAGUUGUCUAAUAGAAAUAUGUAGGUAAUGUCUAUCAACAAGACCAAAUUAAAUAUUUUAGGGUCUUUUUCUUAGAAUAUUAAAAUUAAAUAUGGAAUUCGGAUCAGACUUUAAUAUUCACACGAUCUUUAUGAAAUUAAAUUUAUUAAGUAUUCUUAAACAGCUCUCAGAACUAACUCAGUAGAAUGGAGUUCCUAAUAAACGAUUUAGCUAUCUGAAUGAAUUCAUAAAGUCUGCUUGCUCUCUCUUAUAGUAUUAUAUCAAUAAAAACCCAUCCAAAGAAUGCUUUAAGUUAAUCUAAAACCUCGAUUCAUGGAAACUGUUAAAGCAUUAAUAUAGGAUACAUUCUCAUCAACAUGCUAGCAGUUUCUAUAGUGUAGAUUCAAGAAUUUUAAAUAACUCGACUCCAGCAACCAGUUAAAGCUUAGCCAAAAUCAGAAUUCGAAAAUCUGCAAAUUCAAAAGUUUGA